Messenger RNA from Pediculus humanus corporis (human body louse), 1872 nucleotides. Its product is annotated as Aromatic-L-amino-acid decarboxylase, putative. The record is from RefSeq and is a predicted model, not a curated record. The transcript has 11 exons. Bases 1 to 1872 code for a protein of 623 amino acids. Gene Ontology annotation, biological process: amino acid metabolic process. Gene Ontology annotation, molecular function: carboxy-lyase activity; pyridoxal phosphate binding. Lineage: Eukaryota; Metazoa; Arthropoda; Insecta; Psocodea; Pediculidae.
AUGGACGUCGAAGAAUUUAGAGAAAAGGGAAAAGAAAUGAUCGAUUAUAUUUGCGAAUACAUGAAAAAUUUACCCGGGAGACGAGUGACGCCGAGCAUCGAACCUGGAUAUUUAAGGCCCUUACUUUCGACGGAAGCACCACAAGACCCCGAACCGUGGGAUGCCAUCAUGAAAGAUGUUGAAAACAAAAUUAUGCCGGGCGUCACGCAUUGGCAACAUCCAAGAUUUCACGCAUAUUUUCCAAGUGGAAAUUCAUAUCCGAGCAUAUUGGGAGACAUGCUUUCGGCUGGUAUCGGUUGCAUCGGAUUUUCUUGGGCAGCAAGUCCGGCAUGCACGGAAUUGGAAAUAAUUGUGGUCGAUUGGUUUGGAAGAGCCAUUGGCCUACCAAAAGAUUUUUUAGCUUUGGAAAAAGACAGCAAAGGCGGCGGUGUGAUACAAACAUCGGCGUCCGAAUGCGUCCUUGUUUGUAUGCUGGCAGCAAGAGCUCAAGCAAUUAAAGUAUUAAAGCAACAGUUUCCGAAUGAGGAAAAUGGAACUCUCUUGUCUAAAUUAAUGGCUUAUUGCAGUAAAGAAGCUCACUCGUGCGUUGAAAAAGCUUCCAUGAUUUCAUUUGUUAAACUUCGGAUUCUGGAAACUGAUGAAAAAUACAGAUUAAGAGGAGAAACAUUAAAAAAGGCUAUGGAAAAAGAUGUCGAAGCUGGUCUUAUGCCUUUUUUCGUUUCAACAACACUCGGAACCACAUCUUGUUGUUCUUUUGAUAAACUUAAUGAAAUCGGACCGGUUUGCAAAGAAUUUCCCAACGUUUGGCUACACGUGGAUGCUGCUUAUGCAGGAAAUGCAUUUAUUUGCCCGGAAUUAAAACCACUUUUGGAUGGAAUCGAAUAUGCUACUAGUUUUAAUACGAAUCCAAACAAAUUUCUACUCACUAAUUAUGAUUGUUCGACCAUGUGGGUUCGUGAUAGACUUAGCUUGACCUACGCAUUGGUUGUCGACCCCCUUUAUUUGCAACACGGUUAUUCCAGCACUGCAAUAGAUCAUCGUCAUUGGGGCAUACCUUUGUCUCGAAGGUUUCGAUCGUUAAAAUUAUGGUUCGUUUUACGUAAUUACGGCAUUAAAGGCAUUCAAAAUUACAUUAGACACCAUAUUCGUUUAGCUAAGAAGUUUGAAAGUUUAGUGUUAAGCGAUCAAAGAUUUGAAGUUUGCAACGAAGUUAAGCUUGGACUAGUUUGCUUUCGUUUAAAGGGUUCAAACAGUUUAAAUGAAAAACUUCUUAGUUCGAUAAACGCAUCUGGAAAAUUACACAUGGUUCCAGCGAGUUUAAACGAUACCUACGUCAUAAGAUUUUGCAUUGUUGCACAAAAUGCAACCGACGAAGAUGUUGAAUACGCUUGGAAAGUCAUAAUUGAAAUAUCAGAAGAGCUCUUAGAAAACCAGGAGCUUGAAAAGGAACCAACGGAUGAAAUUUCCGAAAUGUUAGACAGGAAGAAAAAAGAGGGACUGGCUUAUAAGAGAUCAUUCUUCGUCAGAAUGGUCAGCGAUCCUAAAAUAUAUAAUCCGAAAAUUGUCAAAUAUCGACCACCUACAAAAAAUCAAGUAUCUGACCCAAACAUGGCGCUAUCAGUUAACACCCCAUUAACAUCUUGGAUCAGCUGGCCUUUGGCUUUUUUACUUCAAGCGAAUCAAGGAGAAUCAAGUGAAGUUCCAGUGAGGUUUCGACAUUUAAACACGAUGGUAAAGUUGAAAGGUCGUAGAGAAAGUCAAGAUAAGACUUAUGACGUUGUAUCAGAAGAUGAUGAAUCGAAAUUAACUCCGAAAAAAUCACCAAAAUCAUCUACUCCAACUAAAAAGGAUAAAAAAGAAACGUCUACCUAA